AUGCGCGAAUAUGAACGUCUCGAGCACAUGCGGCCGAUCUCGGAAACGCCUUGCUCCCGAAGCCAAGCGGUGUACAUCUCGCAUCAUCCGGUCUUUCGCGCCGACAGCGCCACAACUCGUUUACGCGUUGUCUUCAAUGCUUCGUGCAUCACCUCCAACGGCUCUACGCUGAACGAUCACCUGCUUUCCGGUCCUAAACUCCAAACCGAAUUACCUUCGAUCGUCAUGCAAUGGCGUCAGUUUCGGUACGUUUACACUGCCGACAUUGCUAAAAUGUUUAGACAAAUUUUGAUCGACUCACGCGAUAUCGACUAUCAACGCAUCCGGUGGCAGCCGGAUGGCUUUGACGCGCCUCGGGAUUACAACCUACUGACGGUCACUUAUGGCAUGACUUGCGCCCCGUACUUGGCGCUGCGCGUACUGAGGUGUCUAGCCGACGACGAGGGUGACCGGUUCCCUCUUGCCGCCUCGAUACUUCGUAAGCAAAUUUAUGUGGACGACGUGCUUUUCGGGGACAAUGAUGUCGAUUCCUUGCGUCAGCGCCGAGACCAGCUUGUUUCUUUGCUGCAACGCGGCAAGUUCGACUUACGCAAGUGGGCUAGCAACUCCCCCGAAUUACUCGCGGUUAUUGAUCCUUCGAAUCACGGCCUAGCUUGCAGCAAGUCUAUCGCGAUUGACGAAAAGGUUAAGGUGCUCGGGAUCGUCUGGAACCCCGCGCGCGACGUCUUUCAAUUCAAGGUGGUUAUCGAACCUGACGCUCCCCAGAGCAAACGCACCAUUCUCUCUGCUAUCGCGAGACUGUACGACCCCCUUGGUUGGGUCACGCCGGUCACCGUCUCUGCGAAAAUCAUUCUGCAACGGUUGUGGCGCUGUCAGCUUGGAUGGGACGAUCGAGUUCCGGAUUCUGUUUUCGCGCAUUGGCAGCUCCUUUAUUCGAAGCUGCCGUCUCUAAACCGUCUCUCGCUCCCUCGGUGGACGGGCGCGCAACCGGCGUCCCGUCUCGAGCUGUACGGCUUCGCCGACGCGUCUACUCACGCCUACGCCGCGGUCGUUUAUUUGAAAGCGAUCGCGUCGGAUGGCGACGUUACGGUUUCGCUGCUCGCGGGCAAAUCCAGAGUCGCUCCGAUUUCUCCGCUGACCGUCCCUCGGCUCGAGUUGUCGGCCGCUCUCCUCCUCUCUCGUUUAAUUCUAUUUGUACGACAUUCACUUGAUCUGGAGUCCGUACCGUGUACGUGUUGGACUGAUUCCACCAUCGUCCUGACGUGGCUUCGAUCUCAUCCUUCGAGAUGGACUGUUUUCGUGGCGAAUCGCGUCGCCAAGAUUCAAAAGAAUUUGCCCCGGGUCGUCUGGCGCCAUGUGCUGACCGCCUGCAACCCCGCCGACUGUGCGUCGAGGGGUCUUCACGGCGACGAACUCGUCGCGCAUAAACUGUGGUGGAGCGGUCCUCCAUGGCUCAUUUCGCCGUCUACAGAAUGGCCCAUGGAACCCGACCUGCACCGGAGCGACAUUCCGGAACAAAAGAAGGUGCACACCCUUACCGCCCAGCCCCUUCCGGCGAGCUGGGAUCUGGCCACACGAUUCUCAUCGUGGCCCAAGUUGGUCCGCGUCACGGCAUACAUGUACCGUUUUCUGCGUUCAUGUCGAAGUCCGACUCGGCGCUCUGCUCCGCUUCCGCCUCCGAGCCUUGCUCUUUCUUCCACGGAAUGCGCUCUAGCCAAACGCUUCUGGAUCCGAUAUGUUCAGGACGAGGUAUUUCGAGUCGAGAUGCAGGCCCUGCGUGCCGGGCGCAGCAUUGCUUCCAAGAGUUCUAUCGCGUCGUUAAAUCCAUUCUUGGAUGAUGACGGCGUGUUGCGGGUUGGCGGACGUCUUCGCCACGCUCCUCUUCCGUACGAUACGCGCCACCCGGUGCUGCUCGCCCCACAUUCGGUGGUGCGGCUCAUCGUUUCCCACGUCCACGAGAGAACUCUCCAUGGAGGGACUCAGUUGUCUCUCAGUGCGCUGCGCAAGGAGUACUGGGUACUUCGCGCGCGCAGUCUAGUCAAAUCCGUCAUUCACGCGUGCCUCCCUUGUGUUCGCGAGCGGGCCGCGACUCCUUGCCAGUUAAUGGGCGAUCUCCCUCCAUUGAGAGUGUCUCCUCCUCCUCGAUGCUUCGCCCACUGUGGAGUCGACUACGCCGGACCAAUCAAGGUUCGAACCUCCGCGGGACGAGGGAUCAGAUCACAGAAGGCAUACGUGGCUCUGUUCGUCUGUCUGGCCACUCGAGCCGUUCACCUCGAGCUAGUCGGGGAUUAUUCCACCGCCGCGUUUCUCAGCGCGUUCCGGCGCUUUUGUUCUCGCAGAGGGCUCCCCCAGUCCAUGUUCUCGGACAACGGGACGACCUUUGUAGGCGCCGACCGCGAACUGACCUCCGCCUAUCGAUCCGUCCUGCGAGAUCCUGCCUUCUUAAACCGCCUCGCCAGCGACAACGUGGACUGGAAUUUCAUUCCUCCUUCCGCUCCGCAUUUCGGUGGGCUCUGGGAGGCGGGAGUUAAAAGCGUCAAACAUCACCUACAUCGCGUUCUCGGUACCCACACGUUGUCGUUUGAGGAGAUGAGCACCCUCCUAUGCCAGAUCGAGGCGUGCCUCAAUUCGCGACCGAUUGCGCCCCUGUCCGACACUUACGAUGACUAUCAGUUCCUCACGCCCGGGCAUUUUAUUAUCGGCUCAUCCAUUACUGUACACCCUGAACCGUCGCUGUUGGACCUCAAGGCGAGUCGUCUGUCGCGUUGGCAGAUGGUCCGUCAGAUAUCCGAGCGAUUUUGGCGAUUGUGGUCCGACGAUUACGUCAACACCCUCCAACAGCGAAACAAGUGGCGUAAGCCGACGCCAAUCGUGUCCGUAGGACGCCUCGUGCUCUUGCGCAACCCGCUCCUCCCGCCAUGUAAGUGGGAGCUCGGUCGCAUAACCCGAGUGCACCCUGGGGCCGACGGCCUCACCAGAGUUGUCACGGUGAAGACCGCCGCUUCGGAGUACGUCCGUCCGAUAAGCAAACUUUGCCUCCUCCCGGACAAAGGCUCUGAAGACGGCGCCGCGUGA
Molecule: messenger RNA, 3075 nt
Organism: Vollenhovia emeryi
Lineage: Eukaryota; Metazoa; Arthropoda; Insecta; Hymenoptera; Formicidae
Exons: 1
Coding region: 1-3075 (1024 amino acids)
Biological process (GO): DNA integration
Molecular function (GO): nucleic acid binding
Source: RefSeq, a predicted model, not a curated record